Hibiscus syriacus is the source of this 1297-nucleotide messenger RNA. RefSeq names its product malate dehydrogenase, glyoxysomal. The record is from RefSeq and is a predicted model, not a curated record. Gene Ontology annotation, cellular component: chloroplast; cytoplasm. The transcript is spliced from 9 exons. Gene Ontology annotation, biological process: tricarboxylic acid cycle; malate metabolic process. NCBI's taxonomy places the organism in Eukaryota, Viridiplantae, Streptophyta, Magnoliopsida, Malvales, Malvaceae. Gene Ontology annotation, molecular function: L-malate dehydrogenase (NAD+) activity. Bases 101 to 1159 code for a protein of 352 amino acids.
GUUUAAAUCCAUUCAUUCUUAUCCGGGUAGAACCUAAUAUUAACCUCCCCCCACACUUUAACCCCCACUGUCUGUUUAUCUCUCUGGAAGAAGAAAGGAAAUGGAGGCUAACCAGCGCAUCACCAUGAUCGCGGCUCAUCUCCAGCCUUUGAAUCCACAGAUGGAGGGAAGUUCUGUUUUGAGGCGAGCUGAUUGCCGAGCAAAAGGAGGGUCAUCAGGGUUCAAAGUUGCAAUCCUAGGAGCUGCUGGAGGCAUUGGCCAGCCUCUUGCAAUGUUAAUGAAGAUGAAUCCGCUCGUUUCGGUUCUUCAUCUUUAUGAUGUUGUGAACUCCCCUGGUGUCACAGCUGAUCUCAGUCACAUGGACACUGGUGCAGUGGUACGUGGUUUCCUGGGGCAGCCACAGCUCGAGAGUGCGUUGACCGGCAUGGACCUUGUGAUCAUACCUGCUGGUGUUCCAAGAAAGCCUGGAAUGACAAGGGAUGACCUUUUCAACAUCAAUGCUGGAAUUGUCAAGACACUUUGUGAAGGAGUUGCAAAGUGCUGCCCAAAUGCAAUUGUUAAUCUGAUAAGCAAUCCAGUGAAUUCUACAGUUCCGAUUGCGGCAGAGGUCUUUAAGAAGGCCGGUACUUACGACCCGAAGCGACUUUUGGGAGUUACAACUCUUGAUGUCGUCAGAGCAAACACUUUUGUGGCGGAAGUCCUGGGACUUGAUCCAAGAGAAGUUAAUGUCCCUGUUGUUGGAGGUCAUGCAGGAGUGACAAUUUUGCCUCUUUUGUCACAGGUGAAACCUCCAUGCAGUUUCACCCCUGAAGAAACCAAUUACCUAACAAAUCGCAUUCAAAACGGUGGUACCGAAGUGGUUGAGGCAAAAGCUGGUGCUGGAUCUGCUACUCUGUCAAUGGCAUAUGCAGCUGUCAAGUUCGCAGAUGCAUGCCUCCGAGGCUUGAGAGGCGAUGCCGGAAUCGUGGAAUGUGCCUUUGUAGCUUCCCAGGUUACCGAACUUCCUUUCUUUGCAACCAAGGUACAACUUGGUCGUACCGGAGCCGAGGAAGUCUUUCAACUAGGACCUUUAAACGAAUACGAGAGGGUUGGUUUGGAGAAAGCAAAAGAAGAGUUAGCUGGAAGCAUUCAAAAGGGUAUUGCAUUCAUCACCAAAUGAAUUUAGUGUUGCUGAGAGGAUCGUUUAAUAUAUAAACUUUCUUAAAAUCUGUUAAAAGGGACUGUAUAUGUUUUUGAUACUUUGAAGAACCUCCAUGGAUUGAGACCUAAAUAACAAUGAUGUUCUCAUCUUCUGGUU